ACUCAGUAUCACUUUAACACUAGUGCAGAGACCUGCUGUCUCUCACUCUCUCUCUCCUCUCCCGGUGGAGAUCUGUGGCAUAGUGAACAGCUGUCCUUGUUUAUAUAGUACACUCAUCUGUCUGCUGCAUGAACGCUACCGUCUGUCUACUGUCUGAAAGAUGCCGUCUUUGUGCUGUUCAAGACGCACCCAUCUGCUUGUUGUCACAAUGCUUUCAUCCUGUGUUGUCUAAAUGCCAGUCUGUCUACUGUUUAAACGCUGUCCACAGUGUCAUCCACAUCUCAGAGGUGUCCUCUUAUCUUCUGAAUAUGAUCUUCGUUGUGUCACCUUGGAGUGAAAGUCUUGUAUUCAGUGAAUUUUGAUAAAUUUUUGGGAAACAUCAGCACCCCAUCACUGGUGCGGUCGACAGGGAGUUCCUGAGGCAGUAAGAUGAGCAACAACAGCAAGUUCGAUGAUCUUCUUACCCAGCUCGGCACUAGUAAAUGGAACAUUAUAUAUUUCCUGGCUGCCUCCUUCUGGGUUUUGCUGGUGCCUCCACAGUUUAUCAGUGGAGUAUACCUGGCCCCAGCUGUCAACUACACCUGUCGCCCACCUGAAUCAGAAGAAAUCGUCCAGAUAUCCAAGGACUCAUGCUACUACUCGACAAACAUGUCAUCCUCGCUGGGUCUGGAGGAUGAGCCUUGCACUGAGUGGGACUUCGACACCUCAGUCUUCACCAGCACUCUCACUUCUGAGUUCUCGCUCGUGUGUAAACGAGACCACCUCAGAGCCACAUACCAAAGUAUCUACAUGAUGGGUACCAUCUUCAGCCCUCUGCUUGCCGGCUACCUCGCUGACAGGUACGGACGCUGGCGGGUGGUGUUAGUGAUACAGCUCAUGGCAUCGACUUUAGCCAUAAGUCUAUGUUUCAUACAGAGCUUCACCUUUAUCGUUGUCGCCCGCUUCGUCUUGGGCACCGUUAACCUCCCCACCUUUUUCAUCCUCGCUCUGGAGGUGUGUGAGCCCAAGAACAGAGGCCUGGUGGGUAUCGUGAUGGGACUGCCCUGGGCGCUGGGUACUAUGCUCUGGGGUGCUCUGGCUUACUGCAUUCGUGAGUGGAGGUGGCUACAGGCUGCUGUGUCCUUCCCAAUCCUGCUCACUCUCAUCCCUACUUAUUUUAUAGACGAGUCUCCACGCUGGCUUAUCGUUAACGGACACUACGACAAGGCGUUAAAGGUACUGGAAAAAGCAUCCCGCUGGAACAAGGUCUCACUACCUCCUGAAGAGGACCUCAGAGCCCUCAUGAGGAACAUACAAGAAGAGUCGGCGACGGCUGCCACGGCGAAGGAGUCAGUCCAGGAAGGUUCUGAGAAGUUCUUCAAAAAACUCUCCAGGUUCCUGAGUCUCCCAGGUCUUCUCAGUAACCGUGUCAUCACUGUGGUCACCGUAAUAGUGUGCUUGGACUACUUCACCGCCUCGUUGGUGUUCGACGGACUUAACCUGAGCGGUGACAACUACAGUGCCGACCCCUUCCUCUACAUCGUGCUGGGGGGACUGAUGGAGGUGCCAGGGUACACUAUCACUGGCCCAAUCAUCGACCGCUGGGGCAGGAGAGUGCCCACUGCUCUUAGUUUCAUUAUCUGUAGCAUCCUCCUCCUAACACUUACCUUCAUUCCUUCUGGCUUGUCUUGGCUGGUGGUGACUCUAGCCCUGGCUGGCAAGGUGUGUAUCAGCGGAGCCUUCCAGCUCAUCUACGUCUACGGCUCAGAACUCUUCCCUACAGAAGUCCGACUCCAAGGCCUAGGAGCUGCCUCCGUCUCCGCCCAACUAGCUUCUGUCAUCCUGCCGUACAUCACCACCUACCUGGGGCCUCUGGUUCCUUGGGCGCCGUCAGUAAUAUUCUCGUCGAUGUCACUGAUGGCGGGUGUGACCUCCAUGGUUCUACAUGAGACAGCAGGCGAGGUGCUACCUGACACCAUCACAGACCUCAAAAACAUCGGAUCACGCAGGAAUCAAGAAAAAAAUGCUGAAUCCACAGAAAUAGAGCAAACACGAUUUUAAGACGGCAAUGUGCAGGAGUAACUGAACUAGAUUUAAUAUUUCUUUCGGUCUGUUGCAUGACAUACGCCGAGGGGCCACAAACUCUGGAUUUUGCAUCUGUAGUCAAUAAAGGUUAGAAUUAUGUGUUGGAUAUUCGGCCUAAACAAUUAGAUCUGUGCCAUCAAAUUUUUGCACGCAAUAACGAACAUACAGUAAAAUGUAUAAUUUUGUGAUUGACAAAAAUACCAUGGAUUAAAUUCGUAUUUACAUUAAUAUGCCUACGAACGAAAUAUUCGUGAAUAGAUAAUUUCAGUUUUAAUUUCCAUUAUUUGCCCAAGCAAGCCAAGAUAAAAUAACCUUUCUUGAUAAAAAUAUUACGAACUCCAACGUUAUUACCAUUUUUUAAAGAGGUAGACAGGUAAGCCAGUGGAAGGCCUCGGUCAGAUAACCAAAAGCUCCAGUGGCGAGUCAUCAUAUGACUAUGACCUGCGUCAGGAAACAAUUAAUUGUCCUGUUUCCUGAUGAAUCACACCUAACAUAACUUUAUUACCAGUUAUGUUUUUAUUCAGAUUCAAUGCACAAGUUAUUUUAUUACGAAUGUCUUUAAAUAAUAAUUUAUCUGUAAAUGAUUAUAGGAUUACCCAUUAAAAUUAUUGUGACUUA
Messenger RNA from Cherax quadricarinatus, 2682 nucleotides. RefSeq names its product organic cation transporter protein. Gene Ontology annotation, cellular component: membrane. Gene Ontology annotation, biological process: transmembrane transport. The record is from RefSeq and is a predicted model, not a curated record. Gene Ontology annotation, molecular function: transmembrane transporter activity. NCBI's taxonomy places the organism in Eukaryota, Metazoa, Arthropoda, Malacostraca, Decapoda, Parastacidae.